Bombus pascuorum is the source of this 4604-nucleotide messenger RNA. RefSeq names its product zinc finger protein 91. Lineage: Eukaryota; Metazoa; Arthropoda; Insecta; Hymenoptera; Apidae. The transcript has 8 exons. Bases 153 to 3425 code for a protein of 1090 amino acids. The record is from RefSeq and is a predicted model, not a curated record.
AAUUUAUUUCUAAACGUAUCCCCUCCAAAUUGAAAACAACCGAAGGUUGACGCUGUUCUUAAUCUCGAUAAAGUAUUUUUGGUUAGGUUAAUAGCUGUGUAGAGGAUAUUUAACAUGAUUUCAGUGAUCAAAUAAGUUUAUAUUAUAACAAAAUGGAUGUUGCUGGAGACUUAACACUACAGUGGGUGGAGGAGGUGGGAAAUGUUAUUCACGAAGAGGUAAUAUGUGGUUUAGAAGCACAACUUGUUGGAGCAGAAGAGGAAGUGAUAGGAGCUUGCGAAGAAGUUACAAUAGAAGAAACAGUAGAGUCAGUUCCCAAUGUUACUUCUACGACAGGGUCAGAAAUAUUAAUGGUACCACAAUCCAACGACAUGGAAUCUAUUUACAUAGUUCCACAAGAUCAAGGUCAUGAUUAUUUGAACAUACAGGUUACAGAAGAAGUAAUUGCAGAUAAUUGGGAUAGAUCUGGUCCAGAAGAUGGAGUUGAGAUAUCAGAAGUAAAAGUAUCUCAUGAAAAUUUGCUGGAAUAUGAUGAUAUGGAGAUACCAUUGCCAAUUGAUCAAGAUUCGUAUACAAAUAGUAGACCUUAUCCAUGUGAUUUCUGCAGCAGGAGGUUCAGAAAGAAAGCAAACUUAAUGAAUCAUAUGGUGACACAUCAAACAGAUCGACCUCAUGGUUGUAAUUUAUGUGGAGCACGUUAUGCAAGAAAGUGUGAUCUUAUGAAUCAUUUAAAGAUUCAUGCUUAUGCACCACCACGAGAUGGUUUAGAGGAUGAUUUAAACGAUGAUGAUUCAUUGGCACCAGAAGAAGAGGAAUCUACUAAAGGUAGACGUAAAAAAGUACAAUCUAGCGUACCAAGAAAACGCAAAAAUAAUUCUAUUUCGAAACGCAAUAUGGAAGAUAACAAAAUGGAAAUGGGCAAGUACGUCAGUAAAUCUUAUGAUUAUGUUGAUGAAGAUAUGCGCCUUUUGGAGGAAAUGACUAGUAGAAAUUCUGCGCGCAGUAGUAACUAUGCCUCAAGCUCAAGAUGGACUGAACAGAUGUCACCUGUAUCAAACGAAGUUCAAACACCACGGUGGCCUAUAACUGAUCCAACAAAACCAUACGUGUGUCAGUAUUGUGGUGUUGGUUUUGCAAGGGAAAAAGCACUUGCUUCUCAUGCACGCAUACAUGGUGGUGAUAGUCCAUUUGAAUGUACGUCUUGUGGUGAUAUGUUUUGGGAUGUUAAUAGUUUAAGAGAACAUGUUCGUAUCAAACAUGGUGGUACAGUACAAUCUGAUACAGAGGAAUAUGAUAAUGAUGCCACAUAUACAGGAGAUGAAAGAUUUGGGGAAUUCUAUUGUAAUACUUGUGGUGUUCCUUUUCAUCGUUUGGAUUUACUUAAACGCCAUCAAAAGAUUCAUGUCAAACAAGAGGCUGCUGAUAUGAUGGAAGGUCCAAGUCGACUUCAUGUUUGUAAUGUUUGUGGUGAAUGGUUUGAGGAAGCUUUGGCAUUGUUAGCUCAUGCUGAACUUCAUGCUAGAUCACCCGGUCAUCGAUGUUUACUGUGUGGGGAAAGAUGUCGUGAUGAUGCUGAAGUUGCUGAACAUGUUCGACAAAAUCAUGCCCAAGAUGCUCCACCAAAUACAUGUACCCUUUGUGGAAAAACGUGUAAAGAUAAACGCAGUUUAUUAAAGCAUUCAUGGGUUCAUAAUGUCGAUAAAACUUUUGGAUGUACAAAAUGUGGGAAACGUUUUCACAGCAAAGCUAGAUUACGAAGACAUAUGGUAUCACAUCGCAAUAAGAUGGUAGCUUGUGACGAAUGUGGAGAAGAGUUUCCUGACGGCAGAGCUUUGGUUAGCCACCGUCAUUCACAUAAUAAAGAUCUAGGUGGUCGUUCUUUCCCAUGCCGAGAAUGUGGAAAAACAUUUGGUAGUCGUAGUUCACAACAAAUUCAUAUUCGCAUUCACACUGGAGAAAGACCAUAUGGUUGUAGAUUUUGUUGGAAAGCAUUUGCUGAUGGUGGAACUUUAAGAAAACAUGAACGUAUCCAUACAGGAGAAAAGCCAUAUGGAUGUGCAAUUUGUCCACGUGCUUUUAAUCAAAGAGUUGUUCUCAGAGAACACGUUCGUGCUCAUCAUUCAGGUCCUGAUCCAAAAUGUGUAGGUAGUAUUACACCAUACUUAUGUAAAGUAUGUGGUGAUGCGUAUGGAACAUCGGAAGAAAUAGUUGCUCAUAUUGUGCAACAUUGCGAUGAUAAUACCGCAUUAAGACGUCAACCACAAACUGGACCACGUAAAUAUAAAAGAAGACGUAAAUUAAAAACCCAUGAAACCAACACAAUGUUGCGUAUGACUGAGCAAUAUGAUAUAGAAGGAGGUUCUGAUUCAGAUGAUAAUACAAAAAGAAAGCUUGGAAGAAAAAAUAAGCAACAUCGAUCGAACGUUGAAGAAGGUUAUCAGAAUGUUCUUAAAAGUUUUGAAAACUCUUUACAAAAUAUAAAUUCAAUCGUCAGCAACUCAAAGUUAAAUCCUGGAAAAUCGAAGCUUUCUAAGAAGAAGCUUAGGAAAGAAGAAAAAAAAAGUGAAGCUGAAGCUUCGUGUCAUCCUGGUAGACCAAAAAUGAUUCAUACCCAAAAAACAAGAGUGCCUGUAGAAAUUGGUGGUGAUGGAGUUAAAAAAGGACAGAAAACUAAAACAAUGGUAACAAGGACACCUAAAAUGAUGCCACAAGAGCAUAAGUUAGGUGUUUUCCCGGGUGGGGAAAGGAAUAGACCAAGAACAAAAAACGUUAGUUAUCACAUUGAAGGGAAACUUCAACCAACACCUGCAACAUUCCCAAAACAAAAGGAAGAAACUUUAUUACCUCCAACACCAAUACAUCAUCAAUCGCCAUUAACCAAUAUAAAAAUAGAACCUAACUUACAAAAAACGUCAAAUAAUAAUCACAGAAAUAAUAAUGGCAAUAUUCUUGCUAUUAAUAAUGAAAAAAUAGAGUCAUCACCUAGAAAAAAAUCAUCUGUCUUGAGAAAAAUUAAAAAACAGAAAGAUGUAAUUAAGCAAGAACCAAUAGAUAUUGACCACGAGGAAAUACAAAAUAAUAAUAAUACAGAAAAUACGGAUUCAGAAAGAUUAAUGGAUCAUUCAGUGGAUGGAAGUAAUUUAGAAGUCGCAUUCGAGGCAAGUGUUACAACCGAGGAAGAAAAUAUACUUCCUGAUGUAGGUGAAGCAAAUAAUACCGAAGAUGUGGGUACUGGAAAUGUAAAACUUAGUGUAAAAGUUGAGUCAACGCCUCAAAGAAUGUUGGCUGUUCAUAGCGUUAUAGCCCCUGUGGAUGAUAUUCCAGAAACUAUAAUACCAGAUGCUGUAGAAUAUACAUGCGAAAUGUGUUCUGCAGUAUUUUCCAGCCGAGCAGAAUUAUUGGUCCAUGUUCCAAUACACAUUUGAUUUAAUUUGUUCAAUGAAGUUAAUGAGGUAAUCCAAUCAUGUGGCAACUUUGAUUUUUGUUCGUGAUUAUCUGACACAAGGAAGAAGAAAAAUAUUGCUGUAAUGAGUGAAUACCAAGAUAGGUUGAAGAUUAUUGUUGAAUAAUGGAUUUUCGAACACUUCCUCAUAAUAACUAUGUUAAGAGCUGUAAACAGAGUUGCUAAGAUAGCACAUACAUAUCCCAUCACAUUGUACGAUUCAGCUCUAUAUGUCUAAAAAAGAAAUACUUUAUAUCAAAUUAUUUAUUUAUAGAAAUAUAAAAAAUGUUGUUCUUUUACCUGAAAUAGAAAUGGUGGUUUAGAUACAAAAACAACACCUGUAAAGAGUGCACACAUAACUAUCACACGUAAUAUUCCACAAGGUUCUUUUAACAAAAUGAAAGAUAGUGCAAUAACAAUCACUGGAGAACUAAAUAUGAUUGUUGUAGCAUCUCCUAUAGGUAAUUUUCGAAAACUAUAAUAUAAUAAUGAUAAAGUUGCACCACCUACUAUUCCCUAAGAAAAGAUGAUAUACUUUAUUAGAUUAUUUUUAUUUAUUAUUAUAUAGAAUAUUAUAUAACUAUUAUUAAUUUUAUAGUUAACAUACUUGCAAAUGUAAGAGCAUUCUUUGCCCUUUGGGUCCAAAAAGAUUUUUGGAAACUUUAAGUGCUACAGUAGCCAUAACUAACAUUUGUAGAACAGAUCUGAUAGCCAAUAAUAUCAUAGGAUGUACGUUUUCUACUGCUUUGACUAAUGCAGAACUAAUUGUAAAAAAUGUACCUGAUAAAAAUGCCAAAAAUACUCCAUACCAUUUGGUACCCUCUUGAUACGUUUCAGCAUUAUUGGCGAAUUGUUCAGUGUAAUGAUAUUCUGGAUGUAUACUGUUAUAAGAAGCAGUAGAUUCAAUGCUGAACUUCAUUCUUUGGCUAAUUCACAGCUACAAUACACGAUUAUACUGAACGAGACAUUUGCGGUAUACUACCGUUUACCGCUAAUACAGCUGCUGUUUGAUAAAAUUAACAUACAGCUUUGCACGUCAAACAGCUUAUUACAGAUUAAUGCUGGUAGGAAGAUUUGGAAAAUGUAACGAUCGAAUUGAAAUUCGUCUGUAUGUAAAACAGUAAAAAAUAUUAAUUAUAAGAUCAAAUUUGUUAUAAAAAUA